Molecule: messenger RNA, 1226 nt
Organism: Prorocentrum cordatum
Lineage: Eukaryota; Dinophyceae; Prorocentrales; Prorocentraceae
Source: the annotation of a GenBank genome assembly
CGGCGCUAGAGCGAGAACUCCGUCUUGGAGUGGGCCCGCCCUGCACCCUUGAAGAUGCCGCAGACGUCCAGCUUCAAGACCAGACAUCGCGAGGGCAUCUCGAGCGAAGCGCCUCGCGCGUCCGUAGCCAUCUCGGCUCAGGGUCUGCACUACAGAGCGCUGCAGCCAGGAAGGCCCGUCGCCCGCGGUCUGCGGAGGCGGCGGCCCGACCCGGCACCGGCCAGCGCCGAUGCUGCGCCCGCGCCCGCGGCGAGGCCUGCUGGGCGCCCUGCUACUGCAGGCGUUGCUGGGCGUCGCCAGCGGGGAGGACGACGAGUGGGGCAUGCCCGGCACUGGCACGGACGACGAGCCGGGCGCCAACGGCACGGGCAUCGCGUGCGGCACCCUCGUCGAGGCAGAGAACCUGACGGAGCUGCAGGACUACUUGCUCACUGGGCCGAAGCACAUCUUCAUGGACAUCGACGAGGUCGUGGCCAUGCCAGACUUCCCCUUCGUUGGGGGCCUGCCAUACACCGAGACCUUCCUGAACACUGUCAAGUCAUCAAGCGCCAGCUGCAAGUUGUCGCAGGCCCACUGGCCGAAGAUAUUUGGCUUCCUGGACAGAGGUCGCGUUGCGGCGCCCUUCAAGCUGGUGGACGAUGCGUUCCCCACCGUUAUCAGGGACCUGAGACUCUCAGAGAAGUCGGUCCUGGCGCUCACCACGCGGGACAAGAAGUGGGGCUUCACGUUUUCGUUCAGCGGGGAGCGCUUCAUGAGCACCCACGCGUUGGUGGAGUUCCUGGUGAAGUCCGGGGUCAAGUUUGACCCGCUGCCCAGGAAGGCGAAAAAGAUCGGCAACGCCACGAAGGCUGGGGCGAUACUCUUCGGCGGCAUGACAGCCAUGGGGAGGCACCUUACAGAGAUCGUGACGAACAUCAUCCCCAAAGGCGAGAAGGCCGUUUUCGUCCACGCGAGUUCCCGGACGUUGCGUGGUGCUCUGGAGGCCCGGGGCGACACGUGCCUCGUCGGGAUACAUUUCACGGGCGCCAAGCACGGCGAGCUUGACGAUGCCGCGAGGGUGCGGUGGCUUUGCGACGUCAUCAAGCAGCUCGAGAGACCUCCCACGGAGUGCGAGCUCUGCCCCGAGCUCAACAGAGGAGACAACGUCGAGUUAUGAUUUCGUGCCUAGCACGGCUCGCAGCGAGUGGGCGCGGGCGAGCGAAGCAAAACAAACAUAAAAAGCGAAG